Messenger RNA from Anopheles marshallii, 906 nucleotides. RefSeq names its product microfibril-associated glycoprotein 4-like. The transcript is spliced from 3 exons. Lineage: Eukaryota; Metazoa; Arthropoda; Insecta; Diptera; Culicidae. The record is from RefSeq and is a predicted model, not a curated record. Bases 1 to 906 code for a protein of 301 amino acids.
AUGGCUGUACAUUGGUGCAUUGUGUUGCUUUCCGUGAUUAUUAGCGUGGCGGUUACAGAGCAUCCUCCCAACAAUCCUCCUUUCGUUUUGGAUGAGGUUAAUGUUGCAGCCGAAACUCGGAUACUAGAGCGAGUGGCUCAUUUGUUACAAAGCUUGAGUGACAAAAUAAAAAUGUUGGACGAUCGAGUUGACAAAUCUUUAGGAAAAGUUUCGGAACAAUUGCAAAGCUUUUCAACAUCAACUACGCAACGGAUGGUCAAUCUAGAGCAAAAGCUAGAACGGCUUCCGGAAGACACGGGAGUAUACUUUAUGCAACCGAAUACUACCAGCAACAUAACAUUUGAAGUAUCGCGUGACUGGUCUAAUAAUCACGGAUUCGGCAAUAAUUGGAUCGUCUUCCACCGACGGUUCAACGGUUCGGUCGAUUUCUAUCGCAACUGGACCGAGUAUAAGCAAGGAUUUGGUGAUCUACGCGGCGAGCACUGGUUGGGGUUGGAUAAGCUGCACGCGAUCGUGAAAACACAGCGACAUGAGCUGCUCAUCGUAUUGGAAGACUUCAAAGGCGUGAUUGCGUAUGCACAUUACGAUGACUUUCAAAUUGGGAAUGAAACUGAGAAAUACAUCAUAAAAUCGGUCGGUAAAUACACCGGCACGGCGGGUGAUUCGUUUACCUAUCACAAGGAUGAAAUUUUUUCAACAUUCGACCAGGAUAAUGAUGAUACAGAUUUUAACUGUGCUACAACGUUCGCAGGCGGAUGGUGGUAUUACAAGUGUUAUGUGAGCCAUUUGAAUGGAGAAUAUUUGAAAGGAGAAAUUAAUCGUCAAGCUGGAAUUAUCUGGUAUCGAUUUCGAGGUCAUUAUUGCUCUCUAAAGAGGGCCAAAAUGAUGGUUCGCCCUGUUGCGUGA